Messenger RNA from Diabrotica virgifera virgifera (western corn rootworm), 2297 nucleotides. Its product is annotated as calcium-independent phospholipase A2-gamma. The record is from RefSeq and is a predicted model, not a curated record. The transcript is spliced from 7 exons. Gene Ontology annotation, cellular component: membrane. Lineage: Eukaryota; Metazoa; Arthropoda; Insecta; Coleoptera; Chrysomelidae. The coding region runs from base 376 to 2175 and encodes 599 amino acids. Gene Ontology annotation, biological process: arachidonate metabolic process.
AGUUGCAUUGUUGUUGACUUUCUUAUUUGGCACGGGUUUUAAGUGAAAAAUAUUCUGAUUAAAUUUUUGAAUGAGUAAACAUACUCAUCUCAGAAUCAACAAAAUAAUGUGUGACAACACAUUACGUAUGUGGGUAUGUGCGGAAAUCAUAGUUGAUGCGAUUUGUUUACAUGUUGAAAUGAUAUAAAUUCACUUUAUGCUCUCUCGCUUACCAGUACAAUUAAACACGUAUGAGCGCAAACAUCACCAAGUAAAUAUAAUUAGUGAGUGCGAUAUUAAUUAAUUAGGACAGUGUAGCUGAUAUUGGUCACGUAAAGCUAUCUAGACCUUUGACUCCAGGAGCUUUAUUGAAUUGAUUAUUUUAGUGUCUUAAUCAUGUCCUUAACAAAGAACUUAUCGACUUGUGGCAAAUGUGUUGUAAAUAGAGUACCACAUAGAAAUAUUGUUUCAAAAAGGAAAUACAGUUCUGGUUCCUCGAAUAUAGAAUCCGUCAAGAUGCAAGCCAAAAAUAUUGUUCUAAAUCAAUGGAGACUCAUCAAUGAAUUAAAAAAGUAUUUUUCAAAAUUUACCAAUGAUAAAACAUUUGAGACUGCACUAAACAAAGAAUUUGCACAGUUUCUGCAAAAAAUUGAUUCUAAAACGUAUGGGAAGGGUCUUGUGAAAUAUUUUACAUCACAGUCAACAGACAUAGUAAAAAAUACACCAAUGCAUGAAACUAAAGUAGAAAAAGAUGUAAAACAGGAGCAAAGUAUACCAAGUCGUCUAUCUUUACCUAUACAAAAUGUUCUAAGUGGCUUAAGUAUAAAUAUUAAGAGUAAGGAAGAUGAAAAGAAAGAAAUUAUACCCAGAUGGAAAACUGUAACAAAACCCAUUGUAUCACAGGAAGCAAUAGGAGCCAGAACUAGUCAAAUUUUAGUAUCGAUCAGUUUAGCUGAUAAUGAAACUAUGAAAAUUCGAAGAAUUGAAGAUUUAAUAUCUCAUUUAGAACAAUAUCCAGAAGCCAAGCAUAACGCUGUAAAGGAAGGUGGAAUCCGUUCCCUUUUGAAGAUAAGGGAUACUACAAAAAAUCCUCAGCUUUUAAGUAGUUUGAAUGUAGCAAUUACACUCUUAGGUUACACAGAUCCAGUACCUGGUGUUGGUAUAAGGAUCCUCUCUAUAGAUGGAGGAGGUGUUAGAGGCAUACUAGUAAUAGAAAUGCUCAGAAAACUCGAAGAACUAUCUGGGAAGCCGAUCUAUGAAAUGUUUGAUUUUAUUUGUGGCGUCAGUACAGGGGCCAUCAUAGCUACCUUGUCAGGACUGAAGCAAAAAAGUUUAGAUGAAAUAUCAGAAAUUUACAAAAGCAUUAGCACUCAAAUUUUUAACCAGUCUGCUUUCUUUGGUACCAGUAAUUUAGUUUGGAGUCACUCAUAUUAUGAUACACCACUAUGGGAAAAGUUAUUGCAGGAACAAUGGCAAGAUAUGUUACUGAUUGAGACCAGACGCAACUUGAAAGUUCCAAAGUUUUGUGCUGUAUCUGCCGUGGUCAAUCAAUCCAGGUUAUCAGCUUACAUAUUCAGAAACUAUUCUUUGCCAUGUAAGGUUCAGUCUCAGUACAAAGGAGGUUACAAUCAUCAAGUAUGGGAAGCGGUUCGUGCAUCCGCAGCUGCUCCCACUUAUUUCGAAGAAUUUAAAAUUGGAAAUAUGCUACAUCAGGAUGGUGGUAUUCUAGUCAAUAACCCAACAGCUGUGGCUAUACAUGAGGCCAAGCUUUUAUGGCCUAACACUCCCAUCCAAUGCGUUCUAUCUUUUGGCACAGGUAGAACUGUCCCAAAUCCAGUUUUAAGCUGUUAUCAGGACAAAGAUGCCACAAUUACCAAUUCAUCUUGGAAAAAGAAAUUUUUCGCCAUCAUUGAUAGUGCAACAGAUACAGAAGGAGUGCACACAAUGCUAUCAGACCUUCUACCUACCAAUGUUUAUUACCGGUUUAACCCAUAUCUGACAGAGAUGCUGGACAUUGCCGAAAUCGAUCCAAACAAGUUAGAACAGUUAAAGAGAGACGCUCUGAUGUACCUCAGACGCAACGAAGAUAAAUUUCACGAUGCUGCUAAAGCUUUAAAUCAGAAAAAAAGUGUUACUCAGAAAACCAUGGAUUGGCUUAGCUUGAGAAAAGAAAUGCAUGGUAUUAACAUGUUUUAAGAUAUUAUAAGUGAACCAAAAUAUUUAUUUUAUUCUAGUUGACUAAACAAACUGUGAUUUUUAAGUAUUAAAUAUCAUAUCCGUUUUUAUAACAAUCUGUAAAUAAAUAAUCAAACACGGAA